Molecule: messenger RNA, 1722 nt
Organism: Mesitornis unicolor (brown roatelo)
Lineage: Eukaryota; Metazoa; Chordata; Aves; Mesitornithiformes; Mesitornithidae
Gene: RAD21L1
Product: RAD21-like 1 (S. pombe)
Exons: 13
Biological process (GO): synaptonemal complex assembly; mitotic sister chromatid cohesion; replication-born double-strand break repair via sister chromatid exchange
Cellular component (GO): cohesin complex; synaptonemal complex
Molecular function (GO): chromatin binding; protein binding
Source: RefSeq, a predicted model, not a curated record
AUGUUCUACAUGCAUUUGCUCAUCAACAAGCGCGGGCCGCUGGCCAAAAUAUGGCUUGCUGCCCACUGGGAGAAGAAGCUCACCAAAGCUCACAUAUUUGAGUGCAAUUUAGAGACUACCGUUGAAAAGAUUAUCUCGCCAAAGUUCACAAUAGCUCUGCGAACCUCUGGACACCUACUCCUAGGAGUGGUGCGGAUUUACCACAGGAAAACAAAGUACCUCUUGGCAGACUGCAGCGAAGCUUUGACAAAAAUGAAGACAGCCUUUCGCCCGGGACUUGUUGACCUUCCAGAAGAGAACUUUGAGGCUACUUAUCAGGCCAUUACGUUACCUGAAGAAUUUCAUGACUUUGAAACACCACUACCUGAUUUAAAUGCCAUUGAUGUUGCUGAACAUUUUACCUUGAAUCAGAGCAGAGCUGAAGACAUCACACUUACAGAGGAUUUCGAAAGCAAUAUACUUCUCUGUGAUAGAAACUUUGAUGAGGAAUCAGAGGCGCUAAGAAAACAGAGCCUCUUUGACAGCAGCUUCUUAACAAGCAGCAACAACCUCGUGGCUGAUCCCAACUCCGGGACCGUGAAUGGAGACAAGUCCAUGCUGCUCGAAGACACUUACUCUUUCGAGCACGACUGCUUUGGAGAUGAGGAGGAGGCUGCAGAUAUGAUCGAAAUCCUGUUGAGGGAUGAGCAAAACGGCCCAGACAAAGACAGCCUGGGUAUGGAGGAGGAGCAUCCUUUGUCACAAGAGCCGCCAGAGCACAGCACAGCCGCGGAGUCCAACUUCGCAGACACCACCAUUAAGAAAGUAAAUCAUCUAGUGAAUGAAACAGUCAUUUUGUUGAAUGAAGAAGAAGGGUUUGUGCUUGAGCCCAUUGAGGAUACAGCUGUCACCCAGAGGAAAAAAAAUAAAAGAAAGAGGAAGUUGCUUGUGGAUGCGGAGAAGGAACUCAGCUGCAAGGCUAUAUACAACCAACUUACCAACUGCACCGACAUCCUUGCUACGUUAGACCUUGCACCCCCAACAAAGAAAACGAUGAUGUGGAAGAAAUCAGGAGGCGUGGAUAAGCUCCUGUCCCUCGCUGCACAGCCUGUGGUUCACGCUGAGCUGCAAAUGUUGUUUGAACAAUGCUUCGAGAGUCAUGGAUUUAAGAUGACAAGAAAUGAAAUACAGAAGGGGCCUGAAAUAGAAGAAACAAGAAAAGAGCAAGAUACCACAGAGAUGCCAGUAGUAGAAGAACCAAGUUAUCUGCAGGAGUCAGCUCACUCAGAGACUGAGAGACAGAACAGAGAUUAUUUGUUUAUGUUAACAUCACAGAAUAACAGGAAUGAAACUGAUGCCAACUGUGGCGAAACUCUACAGGAUGCAGCGGCUUCCUCUGACACCUCCCUACUGGUGAACAACUCAUCGGGCCGAGACGCUGCAGCGCAGCAACCUGAGGUAACACCAAGCUGACAGCUUAGUGCAGAGCAGAGCUGUGACAGUGAAGAAAUAAGGUGGAGCAAAAGAACCCUUCAGUUAUUAAAGACUCUGCAGCACCUGAGGAGGUCGGGCGCCCGCUCCUUCAGCCUGCAGCAGCUCUGCCGGAAAAACAGCCGGAAAGAAGCCGCAGCCAAGUUUUACAUCUUCCUGGUCCUGAAGAAGCGGUCGGUGAUCGAGCUGAGCCAGGGCGCGCCCUUCGCUGACGUGACAGCCACCCUCGGCCCCAUGUUCAACGCUUACUGA